GGGAAAGAGAGAGGGGGAGAGAUGGCACCACUGAAAUCCUUAGAAUCGGAGUAUCCGAUUAUUGACUCCGAUUUCCGGCAAUUCUGUGCCUCCCACGCCAUUUUCUCAGUGGAAGAUUUUCUGGUGCAUGAUAUUUACGUGUUAAUGGCUCUGGCAGAGGAACACGACACUUCAGAUAGACUGAAGCAGGCCAUCACGCAGGUUCUUUCCAUCAUUGAUGCUCAGCAUCAGCCGUGGCUAGAUGGUCUUGAGUUGUUGGGAUAUUCUCAGAAGAGUAAAAGUAUUCUGUCUACUGGAUGUCAAAGGAUUGAUGCAUUUCUACGUGGCGGAUUUCAAGAAGGAGUUCUGACAGAGCUAGUUGGGCCAUCAUCCUCUGGUAAAACACAAGUUUGCUUACUAGCUGCAUCAAAUGUAACAAAAAGUGGUUUGGGCAGAGUCCUGUUCUUAGAUACGGGCAACUCUUUUUCACCAACACGUGUUGCACAGUUUGUCAGUAGUAGUUCGGAGCUUGCUGACACUGAGUCCGGCAAAAUUCUCCCUCAAGUUUUGGACAAUAUAGAAUGCCGCUCCGUGUUUGACAUCUUUACCCUGUUGGAUGUGCUUCAUCAGCUAUUGCAAAAUCUUAGAUAUCAGGUUGGUCAGAACUUAAGGAUGCUUAUCAUUGACUCGGUAUCAUCUCUUAUUACUCCAGUUCUUGGAGGGGCUGGCACACAUGGCCACGCUUUGAUGGCUUCUGCUGGAUUUUUGUUGAAGAAGCUAGCAUACGAGCAUAACUUGUCUGUUCUGAUGACCAAUCACAUGGUGGCUGGUGAUGGUGGUGUGAUUAAGCCAGCGCUGGGUGAGAGUUGGAAGAGCAUUCCACACAUUAGGCUUCUGCUAUCCCGAGACGUCUUAAACAACAUCUGUAGCAUGUUCAUAUUAAGACACCCCUCUAUGGCUAUAGGAGAGAGAGUGGAAUUUGCAAUUUUGUGACGGGUGGUACAUGCAUGGUGCCUGGGGAAUUGCACAAGGCAGACAGGAACUUUUUCAGUGAUGAUAUGGAUUCCAUACUCUUGCUUUUGUCUACACCUUCAGUGUGAGACAUGUAGGUGUAUCGGAUACGCAUAUCACUGCAGGGGAGGGCCUCAACCAUUGCUUCAACAUCAAUAUUCAUCCUGGACUAGAUUUUGAACACAUCACCUCAGAAGAGUUUUGACUGAUUGAGAUUGAAUAAUGCAAAUAGAAAUCCCCGGAGUGGAGCACUGGCUGAUUGGAUCUUGAUGCUGCGGCUGCUGGCUGGCAGCGCUGUAGAAUGGUGCCAAAGCUUUUCUCCUUGCGUGGCGGUGCUGGUUGGUGGUUAAUGAAUAUACACAGCUAAAUAAAUAAUGCAUUUCUCAGGUCAAUGUUCAUGUUGGUCCAAUAUGUAUUAAUCCACAGCCCUACCCUAACCCCCGACCUCGCUAACAUCCAUCGACUCCGACCUAGUCCACGGCAGACUUCCUGAAUAGAUACCUAAAUCACAGUUUAUAUUUAACGCUGGCAUAUAUUAUAGAAGUACUGUUCAUAUGGCGUAGUCAAAAUUCAAUGCUCUACCAGAAGUGAAUUAAAUAAGGUUAGUUUAGA
Molecule: messenger RNA, 1602 nt
Organism: Coffea eugenioides
Lineage: Eukaryota; Viridiplantae; Streptophyta; Magnoliopsida; Gentianales; Rubiaceae
Product: DNA repair protein RAD51 homolog 4
Exons: 11
Coding region: 22-972 (316 amino acids)
Biological process (GO): reciprocal meiotic recombination; DNA strand invasion; telomere maintenance
Cellular component (GO): replication fork; Rad51B-Rad51C-Rad51D-XRCC2 complex; centrosome
Molecular function (GO): ATP hydrolysis activity; four-way junction DNA binding; ATP-dependent DNA damage sensor activity
Source: RefSeq, a predicted model, not a curated record